CGUCACCGGGACUGCCUCGGUCCACGGUGGGGAAAACGUGGAGGACUUAAUUUCACGUUGUGUGCUGGAUUUCUUAACAAAAAUAACCUCAACAUCACAAAGAUCCUCUGACAUUCACUGACCUGUCAAGCUAACAAGAAUGGAGUACAUGCAAGCUCCUGCCACAAGCAGCCAGGGGAACAUCCUGUGCUGCACCUGUGGCAUCCCCAUCCCUCCCAACCCAUCCAACAUGUGUGUAGCCUGCCUGCGUACCCAAGUCGACAUAUCAGAGGGAAUCCCCAAGCAAGUCACAGUGCACUUCUGCAAGCAGUGUGAAAGGUACUUGCAGCCUCCAGCCAGCUGGGUGCAGUGUGCCCUGGAGUCCAGAGAACUGCUGGCCCUUUGCCUGAAAAAAAUUAAGAGCUCUAUGACCAAAGUGCGUCUCAUUGAUGCUGGCUUCCUGUGGACAGAGCCGCACUCCAAAAGGAUUAAGAUGAAAGUGACCAUCCAGAAGGAGGUGAUGAACGGCGCUAUCCUGCAGCAGGUAUUUGUGGUUGAGUUUGUCAUCCAGUACCAGAUGUGUGACGACUGCCACCGUGUGGAAGCCAAGGACUUCUGGAAGGCUGUGGUCCAAGUCAGGCAGAAGACGCUUCACAAAAAGACGUUCUACUAUUUAGAGCAGCUGAUCCUGAAGCACAAACUCCACCAGAAUGCCCUCAACAUCAAAGAAAUCCAUGAGGGGAUUGAUUUCUACUAUGGCUCCAAGCAGCAUGCUCAAAAGAUGGUUGACUUCCUCCAGUGCACCGUGCCCUGCAGGUCAAAGACAUCCCAGCGCCUCAUCUCUCACGACAUCCAUUCAAACACGUACAACUAUAAGAGCACCUUCUCUAUGGAGAUAGUGCCUGUCUGCAAGGACAACGUAGUAUGCCUUUCACCACGGCUGGCGCAGAGCCUGGGGAACAUGGGUCAAGUGUGUGUGUGCGCCCGUGUCACCAGCACCAUCCACCUGAUUGAUCCCAACACCCUGCAGAUUGCUGAGGUGGAUGGAAACACAUACUGGCGCAACCCCUUCAACAGUCUCUGCAACCCACGGCAACUGGAGGAGUUCAUCGUCAUGGACAUCGACAUCAUCAGAAACCAGAAGCUAGGCGCUGGUGCCGGCAUGAGGUCCAAUAAGCACACCCUGGCUGAGGUGUGGGUCCAGAAAACGUCCGAGAUGGACACCAGUCAGCAGUAUCACUGCCGUACAUUCCUGGGCCACCUGCUCAAUAUUGGAGACCUGGUACUGGGGUUUGACUUUGCCAAUUCCAACAUAAAUGAUGAGUACCUGAAUAAGAUGAACCCUCACCAUGUUCCUGAUGUGGUGCUGAUCAAGAAGAGCUACGACCGCAGCAGAAGGGUGAAGCGCAGGAACUGGAAGCUGCAGGAGAUGGCGAGAGACCGUGAAGGCAUGGACACAGAUGAUGAGAGACAAUACCAAGAUUUCCUGGAGGACCUGGAGGAGGAUGAGGCUCUGAGGAAGAACGUUAACAUCUACAGAGAUGUUUCAAAGAUCCCAGUGGAGAGUGACACCGAUGAUGACGGAGCCCCGCAAAUCUCGCUGGUGGAGAUGCUGGAGGAACUCAGCCUGACGGAUGCAACAGGAGGAGAGGGUGCUGACAUGAUGACAGACUGAACGGUCACCAUCUCGCCUGUGUGACACUGACAGCUGACCUGUCAAGUACAGGUCUGUUGAUACAGUGACGCCAUCACACACAGAGCUGAACUAACAGCGGACUCAGGACUGAUUGAGCGAUUGACACUUCAGCUUUUGGUACUGCAAAAAUCUGCCGCUCAUCACACUGCAGUAAUGACUCAUUACAGUUAAAAACCCAUCAACUGUGGGUUAUUAUGGUGCCACUCGGUGACAAAUUCUUUUCUAAAGUAAUAUUUCUCCCCUCUGUGAUGUAUCAUUUUGAAGUGAUGUGGAAGUAGAAUGCUUCUACUUCACUUUAUUAAAAGAAAUAUUUGUCCAAAAGCAAA
Molecule: messenger RNA, 2001 nt
Organism: Plectropomus leopardus (leopard coralgrouper)
Lineage: Eukaryota; Metazoa; Chordata; Actinopteri; Perciformes; Serranidae
Gene: nmd3
Product: NMD3 ribosome export adaptor
Biological process (GO): ribosomal large subunit export from nucleus
Cellular component (GO): cytoplasm; nucleus
Molecular function (GO): ribosomal large subunit binding
Source: RefSeq, a predicted model, not a curated record